This is a messenger RNA of Oncorhynchus gorbuscha (pink salmon), 4915 nucleotides long. It is a transcript of the gene znf608, whose product is annotated as zinc finger protein 608. Gene Ontology annotation, cellular component: nucleus. Gene Ontology annotation, biological process: regulation of transcription by RNA polymerase II. The transcript is spliced from 8 exons. The record is from RefSeq and is a predicted model, not a curated record. NCBI's taxonomy places the organism in Eukaryota, Metazoa, Chordata, Actinopteri, Salmoniformes, Salmonidae. The coding region runs from base 170 to 4072 and encodes 1300 amino acids.
GUCAGUCAAUUUCACAAUAUAAUACUGUUAACCAGCUAGGCUGACACGCAGCCUACUACUCCCGUCAGUGACUGCGGUUGGCAAUUUGAGAAUUGACUUGAAUGCUGAUUUGAGGAGAGAUCGACAAAGACAGGAGAUUAGUGGAUUUUUUAAAGGAAAAAAUGGGACGAUGACGGAUUGUGAGGAGCUAUCCAAUUGUUCAAACGCAUCUGCUUUAUCAGACAGACUAACAAUUCCCUCCGUUCAAAUCCAGGGACACUUCAGCAAGGAAUCGAGGAAAUAUAGAUUCAAACGAAGCAAAACUUCUAAGGGUUUGAGCCGUCGGUCCUCGCACUGUGUGGUAUCGCUGAGAGGACGCCCCAUAGAGGCAUUUGAAAUGAAUUCAGCACUGGGCCAGGCGGUCAGCAACCCAAAGUCGAGUGAUGUAACCGUUUCAUGCGCCAAAGGCAAAGAGGAAAAAAAGGGAAAAAAUCUAAUCAGAGGCUGGAAAAGGGAGAGGGAUGCUUUCAGGACGAGGAAAGAGAAACAUGAUGGUCAAAGAAGUCCCAUCUUAAAUUCUAUACCUGACCAUUUAUGCACCCUCGGAAGCAAAGCGAAUCCGUGUCAUUGUGCAGGGGGCAGAAUGGAAGACAUUACCAAAAACGGUUUGGAUUGUGGAAUAAAGGGCAGCGCUAUUGUUGUGAGGAAGAAUGACGACACUGUCACAACGGCAAAGAAACUGAGAACAGAAAAGGUGGAUUCAAUGUUUACAGUGCCUGCACCCCCGCCACCCGGCCCUCAAAGCCCAAUGUCCAAUGCCCCCUUCUCUUCACCCAUCUCAAAGCAACUUCUGGUGAGGACCAGAUCCAUAGGAACCAACACACAAGAUGGAGGGCCAGACACCGAUUCAUGUCGCCCUGGCCCUUGUCAGCCAGGCACCAGUGUCAACCUGGAGGGCAUUGUGUGGCAUGAGACUGAGGAAGGUGUCCUUGUAGUCAAUGUAACAUGGAGAAAAAGAACCUAUGUGGGGACUCUUUUGGACUGUACCAAGCAUGACUGGGCACCACCCAGAUUUUGUGAGUCACCAUCCAGUGACUCUGAUCUGCCAGGUGGCCGUGGCCGUGGUAAAAGGAUGCGACUGGCCAUCCCGGAUCGACCCUGUGUUGAACCUGGGCUUGCCAAGGUCCGAGGGCUGCCACAUAAGAGCCGUGGUGGGGGCAUUCACAGCAAGGGCCGAAGAGGGAGCCUUAAUCUGAUCAAUAACUGCAGAACACCUCCCUUUUUCACAGUUGAGGAGAUCAAGCCAAACUCCAUCCCAUCUGGGAAGAGGAAAAACAAACCACCGACUGAUCUGGAUUUGAGUUUAGUCACAGAUGACAUGAAAAAUGGAAACGGGAAGAGGAUCCGUGCCAAGUCCCGGAGUGCUCCUUCCACUCCACAGGGAAAGUCGGAUCCUACCUUUAACGAUUCGGCAUGUACCUCUCCCAUACUGAUAGACUGCCCCCAUCCUCACUGUAACAAGAAAUACAAGCAUAUCAAUGGGCUGCGGUACCACCAGACACAUGCACACUUAGAUGUGGACCGGAAGCCAGAGUUUGAGGCUGAGAUUGAGGACAGACUGUCUGAUUGUGAGGAGUCCCUCAGUAACAUGACUUUCGACUGCUCUGAUAUAACCAAUAGCUCAUCAAAGAAGCCCAGCCCCUUAUAUAAGGUUUCUACAAUAGGGUCUCCAAAAAGCAGACGAUUAAUGUUCAAUAGUGAUCAUAGUCCCAUGGCGAAUUCUAAAAUGAGGAGGAAUUCAUUGAUCAAAGAGGGACUCAUUGAUGACUUGAGUAACUUGCCAAUCAUCUCGAACAUGACUGUGGUACUGGAAAAUUGCCUUGUUACUGAUAGGAACUCCUCUGUGGAGAUGCCUAAGCUUGAAGCCGAGGGUUUGAUCGAUAAGAAGGGAGUGUGUGAUAAAGGGAAAAAGGUUAAUGGGAAAGUUGAGAAGUGUUCAUCUAAAUCUAGAACCAACAGGCCUAUAGCUCCUGCUCCCCCAAAGCUGAUUGCAAUCCCCAACACUGUGUUCUCCACUAACACAACAGAAGCCAACACACAGCAGUCUUCCCCAUCAGUAGCUGUUGGUGUCACCAUAACAAAGAACCUCUCACUUAAACCCAUCAAGCCAAAGUUAAACAUCAUGGUAGAGCCAAGUCUGGGUAAAACAACCCUAGUCACUUGCAAGGAGACCAGGAACAAAGACAAACGAAGAUUAAAAGACAAACACAAUAAAGACACAAGGACCUCUAAUGGCGAUAGCAUUCAACUAAAGAUGGACGAGGGAAAGGUCGUGGGAAAAGAACCUUCUGGAAGCCUUCUGAAAGAGCACUUGAGCAAACAAGACGUCAUGAACAGUCUAACGGAGUCUCAGGAGAGUAGAAUGGCCAGCAUCAGAGCUGAGGCUGACAAAGUGUACACGUUCACUGACAACUCUCCUAGUCCUUCCAUAGGUAGCUCUUCAAGACUGGACUGUGGCUCCCUUGAAAGUGGAGAUGGCACCACCACCAAAACUAACAGCCCGGCAUACUCAGACAUAUCGGAUGCAGGUGAUGAUGGGGGUUCAGACUGCCGUUCAGACACUAGGUCCAAAAGUCCAAGGUCCAUCUCAGCCUCUGAGAUGAACUCAAACAACAAUCCCAAUCUAAAUCCAAAGACUCCUCCAGCUGUAUGUAUUCCUGCAGGGCCUGUCAAAGACUCCCAGUCUCCUUUUUACCACGGAUAUGACCCCUACUAUAUUCAGAAUUACAUGCAGACCGGCCAGUCAAACACAGCUGCUUUCCAUAAGACCUCCACCCUUCAAGACAGUAAAUGCAAAAAGGAGGACAAUGAGGGGAGAAACACCCCGGAAUUAUUUGAUUCGAAGAAGACUGAUGUCAUCAACUCAAGUUCGCAGUCCCAGCUUCAGAUGGCGAUGACACAAACACACACGGCUCUUGCCCAGUCCUUGUACUACGGCCAGUAUGCACGAGGUCUUUACAUGGAUCAAAAACUCUUAAUUGCAUCCAAGUGCUGUGAUCAGCAGCAAAUCACCAAGCAGAGAGGAGGUCAAGCAAACCGAGAACCAGAUGAGUUGAAACACAUGAUAACCUCGACAUCUGUAUUAUCUAAGGGGACAGACUCUGUGAAAACGUGCUGUGCCAAACCUGGGCUCUCGUUUGCAGAAAUGGAUGAGCGACCCCAGACUCUGACCACACAGCCACAAGGGAAGCCGAUGCUUGUCAAUAUGACAGAAAACCAGGGACUUGUCAAAGACAGUGAUGAAAUGAAAUCAUCCAUGAAUCCAAAUAAUCAGACAGAUCUGGACUCAAAUGUAUCAUUUUCAAAUCAUGCAGAAGUCCAAUGCUGGUCCCGCCCAAAUCAAUCCAAUAAUGUGGAGCAGCAAAGUGAAGAGCUUAGCCAGAGCUCAGAGGAGUUAAAUGCUGACAUGUCUAAGGAGUGGGAGAUGCCCUCUGAGCCAGUGACAAAGUUGGGAGUAGAGCUCAAAAAGGCUACGAACCAGAACGUCACCACAUCAGACAUAGAGGACUGUGAUAGGCUAGAGGAGCAGCAGCCAAUAGGGGUCAUGUCUGAGGAAUCACAGAGUGCCAGGGUGGCUGUAUCACCAGCGAUGAACCCCCAACAACAACCCUAUAUCCAGUACCAGCAUUCCUACCAAUACCUACAGAUGUGUGACCCCAGCAACAACUCUUACACGGUCAAGUCACCCACCCUGGUGCAUAACUACCCACGUUUCCACUAUCCUCUCUAUGGGAAAACAGCAGGCAGAGAGGAGUCAGAUUUGACUCAGAACAGCCGUAGUGUGAGCAGUAAGCCAGCCAGUGAGUCUACUGCCCUUGAGCUUCUGCAACACCACAAUCUGCCAUACCAUGGCAAAUCCCCUGCGCCUGGUGAGAAAGGAUCCCUUGAAGGAGAGAGAGAGACUGACCGGGAGAGGAACCAUGUUCCCUUUGCCAGGCACCUUCACACUCAUCAUCAUACACAUCUUGGAAUGAGCUACCCACUCAUGUCUGGGCAGUACGACAUGUUCCAAGAUAAUGAAGGGAAGAAGUAAAACCAUGUGACUGGCUCACAUGAGGAUAAGAAGAUUUACAGGCAUCAAUUCCAUGGUGUUAUAUUCAUAGCCUCUAUGGGAGGCAGAGACCAAUUUCAUUUGCGAUUUAAUCAAUAUUUUAUAAGAGUCAGAGUAGUGGUAUUGUAAUAUUGGUGGAGAUAUGUAUCAAGUAACAAGACUUAAGUAUUUUGCAUUUGGAUGCCUGUCUGAAAACACACGUGACAAACCCCAUAGUGUCAUAGAAUCAGCCAUAAAUUGCCAUGCUACAAAGUUUAUAUGCACAUGUAUCGUAAUGUAAAUCAUAUGGUUGAAUGUACUGAAAUUUGUAUUAUCCCAAUGUUUUUUUCCGUUGGGAAACUGCAAUUGAAGUGCAAGAGUCUAUAAAGUGGUCCUCCCAGUAUUACUUAAUUACAUUUGUAUACUGUACUUGACUGUAGCCACUUGUUGAUUGUAUUGUCUUUGUGUGAGAGUAAAUCUUCACAUUUUACCAGUGCCAUAGAACUGUGGUGUAUAUAUUCUGUAUAGUUACAUGACAUAGUAUUAAAUGCUUAUUAUUUAUGUUUGUUUUCAUUUCAAUGCAUUGUAUUGUGAUUUACAUUACAGCACAUUACUUGCAUAGUCCCAGUGGUUGUUUUAUUAUUUGAAUAGUGCUACAAACUCUGUUUACAAGUAUUGACAUCUCUAGAGAAACUCUUCAAUGAAGUUGCAUGAUGAGUGUAAUUCACACAGUGUAUCAAGUUACUUUGGAAUCAAUUAAAAAUGGAAACUGCUGUUGCUUUUUUAUACUGUUUAUGCCUUAAUUCAUAUGUGUGGCAAUCAGAAUUAAAGGGUGUUUAUAUACAC